UUUGCUCCUGCCGGCAUCCGGAACGAGCAGACCACAUAGCACAAGUCUUCCAGAAUCCCGCAUACCGUACCGUCUGAGCCUCUGAGGUGCACAAGGUUCUUAAGCGCUCGGACGCCUCCGUGGGCGCUUGUAGCUACAUUAGCGCCGACCUAGCUAUUCAGUUUCGAAUCGCCGAAGAUCGCCUUAAGGCCAGGAAAAAGAAAUUGGGCUACCCUGGCAGCUUUGAAUAUCGGUUUGCGAUUAGUGCAGCCAGGUGUUUGGACAUUGGGCGCUCUAGUAAAGGGAGGAGUGGGGCCUUCGUUGAGCCUGGCUUGUCGAUUAUAUAUUCGGCGCUUCGAAGUCACCUGCUGGCUUGCAGUAUAAAAGGAGGCUGUGAACUACAGGUUCUUUAGUGCAUUUUCUUCAAAGCCUCUCAUGUCGCAACCAAAACUGCGCCGCAAGUCUAAAAACACUCUAGAAAUCGAGAAACACUCUGAACAGCACCCAGUAGUUCGCCCUGCUUCUACAAGGCUCAAUCUUCAUCUCAGAGGCAUAAUUUUUGUGAAACUACUUGUCGGUUCUGUGCUUCUCGCUGCUUUUGCCAAAAUAUUUAACAUCAAGCCAAGUAGUGUAGAGCUGUUCCCAAGUUCUUAUGCACUCUGCUGUUCUGGUACUGGACGUAUAUACACUGUCGAUGAAAACAAUUCCAACGUGCAAUGCAUGGUAAUCCAUGACUCAAGGAUUCUCUUGACCGGCUCACUUGACGACGUGAACGGCAUUUGGAACGCCAAGCAACACUCGAGCUCUACUGAAGGUUCCCAGAAUGUCUUCAAUACGCCUCUCAACAUAAAGUUCCUUCCUCCUGAGGCCAUUGUUGUUCCGGGCAUGAGCGAUUCGCAUGGACACAUCCUCGAGUAUGGUGCAAGUAGAUUACUGUUGCUAGAGGGCUCCAAAGAUAGUACAGAGGUCGUUGGAAGAGUUAGGAACUACAUACUCUCUCACACAGAUAUUCUAAACGAUUCUUCAAGGUUUAUUGAAGGCUGGGGCUGGGAUCAUACAGCAUGGCCAAUAGAAAAGUUUCCGUCCUAUGAAGAACUCGAGGCAGACUCAAUUGUCCGAGGACGUCCGAUCAUCCUGCAGAGUAAAGACGGACACGCACAAUGGAUUUCUAAAGUUCUCCUGGAACAAAUGCUUCCUUUGCCUUCGGGUAUAGAUGGCGGCAUCAUUGUGCAGGAUAGGAAGGGCAACCCUACAGGAGUUUUCUUGGAUAAGGCGCAGGAUCUGGUCAAGAAACCACCCUACACGGAUGCGGACAGGAUGUUACGUUUCAAUCACACUGUCAAAGACGCCCUUUCCCGCGGACUUACAUCUCUUCACGAUGCUGGCUUUGACCCAGCGUCUCUGGAUUUCUUCAAAAGACUGGCGCGACUCGAAAAACUAUCUGUUAGGAUUUAUGGAAUGUCCUACUUUGAUGAGAACGCAAAUUACUGGGGUGGCAAGGCAGAAAAGAUUAUUGACCAAAACAGACUAACCGCCCGAAGCGUGAAGAUGUUUGCAGAUGGUGCACUCCGGUCAGGAGGUGCAGCACUCUUCGAUCCUUACACGGAUAAUCCGGAUACUAGCGGUUUUAUGCGCAUUGACACUGAUAAGCUGUACAAAUUCAUUCCGAAGUUCUUGGGGGAUGGCUGGCAAGUGAACAUUCAUGCUAUUGGUGAUCGGGCCAACUCUAUUGUCCUUGACGUCAUCGAGUCUGCAAUUAAGGAAAUUGGCGAGAAUUCUUUACGCCCUCGCAUUGAGCACGCUCAGAUUAUCAGGCCCCAAGAUGCUGCUCGGAUUGCUAAAUUAGGAGUUAUUGCGAGUGUCCAACCCACUCACGCCGUAAGUGAUAUGUGGUACGCACAUGAGCGUCUGGGUUCUGAACGCGUUAAAAAUCUCUAUGCGUUCCGAACAAUUAUCGAUGCCGGAGCACGUAUCACAUUGGGCUCAGACUUCCCGGUCGAAGACAUGAAUCCCCUCGCAGGCUUCCAAGCCGCUGUAACGAGAUUAUCACCUGACGGACAUUCGCCUCAUGGACCAGGUGGAUGGUUCCCUGAGCAGUGCCUAACGCGGAUCGAAGCGCUAAGAGGGUUUACAAUUGAUCCUGCAUAUGCAUCAUUUUCAGAGAAGGACCUCGGCUCUCUCGAACCAGGAAAGAUAGCAGAUUAUGUUGUUCUUUCGCAGGACAUCAUGACCAUCCCUGUCAGCAAGAUACUUCUAACAAAAGUUCUCGCUACCGUGAUCGACGGGAGGCCAGAGUACGGGUCAAUAUGAUAGCUUUUGUUAUACCUAGUUGUAAUCUGCUGGAUUUUGACCUGCUGCAGCUGGCCUAUGUAGUUGGACGCACGCGCAGCUAUCCUUCCCAGUGGAUAGAGUCUAGACCUCCCGAAAUCCGAGGAAUAAAUAUACCUAUUGUU
Messenger RNA from Fomitiporia mediterranea MF3/22, 2432 nucleotides. RefSeq lists its product as uncharacterized. The record is from RefSeq and is a predicted model, not a curated record. The coding region runs from base 415 to 2289 and encodes 624 amino acids. The transcript is spliced from 17 exons. Lineage: Eukaryota; Fungi; Basidiomycota; Agaricomycetes; Hymenochaetales; Hymenochaetaceae. Gene Ontology annotation, molecular function: hydrolase activity, acting on carbon-nitrogen (but not peptide) bonds.